Molecule: messenger RNA, 5379 nt
Organism: Cuculus canorus (common cuckoo)
Lineage: Eukaryota; Metazoa; Chordata; Aves; Cuculiformes; Cuculidae
Gene: SLC9B2
Product: solute carrier family 9 member B2
Biological process (GO): proton transmembrane transport
Cellular component (GO): membrane
Molecular function (GO): antiporter activity
Source: RefSeq, a predicted model, not a curated record
GCUUUCUCAGGCUCACUAUGGGUUUAAUUUUUACCUUUAAUCAUGGUUGGAGCAUUCCUAUCUUGUGUAGUUUGUUUGGCGGGGGAGGGGAGAAUCGAGUGUUUCAGUAAAGUGACACUGGCAGCCAAGCAGGAUCAGGUUCAGGCAGAAAUCCAGAGUUGCCCAAAACUGCUCCACCAAUACUGUUUCAACGAUUUUAGAGUUUAAUACGAAGGCCAAAGUCCUCCUUCAGUAGUACAUGCAGAAGGCUUACUUCAGACAAUCUCCCCUCUACAGUAAUAUGGGAAAUUUGCACUGAAAAUAUACUUAAGAGUCUGAGAAAAAAAAUUAAUUACAUUUAUGGCAUCUUGAACUUCAUUAGUUAUCACAAUCACCAGUGAGCUUAGAAAUGCUGUGUAGAUGCUACUUGAAUGGGUUUUUUUGUCAAAGCACUCCUGCAAGAAAAUAGGAUACAAUUGGAUUUUUCCAUUGCACUAAAAGCACAAAGAUACGGCUUUUUCAGUGGUAGUCCAAGGAGCUGGUGGGCCAAAAAACCCAAACAAAAUAAAAAAUAGUGAAGCUUGCUGUCUUUUGCCUUAUCGGCAAUGCUGUUCAUGGAUGUGUUAACAAUUACAACUCUGAAAUGUGUUCUAAUCUCUAGAGAUUUUCCAGCUGGAAUUAUUAAAGGAGAAUGCUUCUUAAUUCUCUUGUGACCUCUUAAUUCCCUGGUUGGUUUUCAUGGAGCUGGGUAAUUCUGUUUCUUUUUCUUCCACUGCAGUAAUAACAGAAAGAGGAUUAUUUGACUCUUCAGAUUCUAGGUCGAACUUUUCUCCUGUAGAGUAGAAGGAAAGGGACUUCCCUCCUGAUUCAGAGUCCUUCUGGAAAAUUUAAUCUGAUCAAAGCGCUUUUUUUUUCCCCUCAGAUUUUUAGUCAGCUUAAUUCUGUGUAAGGCUCAUGGGAGCACAGUAGCAAGGUUGCAUUUGAUUCUGCUUCCGCAAGCUUGAAAAUGAGCUUGAGAGUGAAGGUCUGUCUCAUUCCCUCAUGUGUACUUAUAGAUGAUGUGGAGACACUUGAUUCUGCCCAUUACAGGGGGGUUGUAACUGGAUGAUCUUUAGGGUCCCUUCCAACCCAAACUAUUCUAUGAGUCUUCUUCAAGGAGUUGAAAUGUCUUGAUGGGAACACCACAAAUACACAUUUUGUUGGUUGGUUGGUUUAAUUCUACCGCCUGCCCCGAUGCAUUUGUUCUGCGUGCACCUGGAAUGGAAUCAUCUGGAGGUGCUUAUCCUUUAUUGAACUCAACCUCCAUCUGCCCUGCUGCAGUAUAAGAGGGUUUGUUUCCUCUUAGACUUCCUUCCUCGAUCUCCUCCCACAGUUGCGGGAGAAGCAGCGGGGCAAGAGACCCUUUUAAUGGGUACAGGUUACAGUGAAAUGACGUGGGAAGUGGAGUGGUGGCUGAGAGACACAGUCUUGCUUCCGUCACAGCUCUCAUCCUCCUGGAUGCGAUAGGCUUAGGGCUGGUCCAUUGCUCAAACCACCCUGAUGCCUCUUUGACAGCUCAGAUUGUAGCUGAAGGAAGGAAUAAAUCAUUGUGUUGAGGGAAUUAAUUGGCUUAAGCAAAAAUCGGAAUAAUAAGAAUCAAAUCUUGGCCAGAUUGCAGUUAGAAAGACUGUGAUUGUAGCAGGAGUUCAGCUUGUUUACUAGUUGACACAGGGAACAAAUCAAGUAUUGAAAGGACAGUCCCACAGCAGGAACCAAAGAUGGACCUGAGCUCACCUAAAGGACACAGUGACAAAGGACAUAAGAUAAAGACCAUCUGACGCUACUGAAGAUGCAAAGAAGCUGUGAUUGCCAUACAAGAGCGAGUGAUAAACCGAUAAUAAAUUCCUGAAAAAAUAAUGGACAUGUAGUAUGUUUCUGGAAAUCUAUAUGCAUAAAUAUGUUUGCUUAACCAGUAUAAAAGUCAUGUAACCAGUUUCAAUAGUUGGAUGCGUUAGGUGGAUUACCCCAUGGGUACCCCAGCACUGUUUAUUAAAGGAAUACCUGCUUAACAAUCAAAUUGGCAUGGAUUAUUGAGUUUGGCUUUUUCACAGCACCAUAGCCCUGCUCGCAGCCCCUCAUCCUGUGACCUGUUUGCAGUGCCAAGGGACAUGAAAGGCAGCUGGGAGACCCUUUUGGUCUUCUCAAGCUCUAAACUGAGGGUUUUGGUGCUGUCUAGUGACGCUGUGCCUAUGGAGGAGGGACCAUGGCAGGGGAGGAGGAGACAGAGCUGGCACGGAGCUGUUGGUGCUCGCAGGAAUCCGCUUCUCGCUGAGCCAGAGAAGCUGUGCAGGGAGCGGUUCCUACUCUUCGAGCCCUUCCAUUCCCCAGGUUUGCAACAAUGCUAAAGGAAGAUACUGUAAAUGACAAAGAUUCUGAGCCAUCAGUAUGUGAGAGAAAUGGUAUGAUUCCCAUGCAUGACAGAAGUGAGGAGGGGCCAGCAGUAGAUGCCAAAGGUACCGAUGGGAAUGUACAAACAGAAGAAACAGCUCUCUUGAACCACUGUGCUCAGCAAUCUUCAGAACCAACAGCAGGGUCUCCGAUACCUCCAAGAACAUGGAGGCAAAUAUUUACUUGUCCUCCUCAGGGUUUACUGGCCCGAAUAGUGACAGAUGUUGCAAUCGUGGUCCUGGUUUGGGCUGUGGUUUGGUCCAUCACUGGGAGCGAGUGUCUCCCAGGUGGAAACCUUUUUGGAAUUCUGUUCCUUUAUUUUUUUGCUGUCAUCGGAGGUAAAAUUUUUGGAUUCAUUAGAAUACCAACACUACCCCCUCUUCCUGCUCUUCUGGGGAUGCUACUUGCUGGUUUCCUAAUCCGAAAUACUCCAUUCAUUAGUGACAUCAUCCAGAUAAACCUACGCUGGUCUGCAGCACUGAGGAAUAUUGCUCUUUCCAUUAUCUUGACCCGAGCCGGACUUGGCUUGGAUCCAAAGGCUCUUAAGAAGCUCAAAGCAGUCUGUUUACGGCUUUCUUUUGGACCAUGCGCCUCAGAAACAUGCACAGCUGCUGUUCUUGCCUACUUGUUCAUGCAUUUGCCAUGGCAAUGGGGAUUUAUAUUAGGUUUUGUUCUAGGUGCAGUCUCCCCUGCUGUGGUGGUUCCCUCAAUGCUGAUUUUACAGGCUGGGGGCUAUGGGGUAGAGAAAGGUGUCCCAACUUUGCUAAUGGCAGCCGGCAGCAUUGAUGACAUUCUGGCUAUUACAGGCUUCAACACUUGCCUUGGGAUGGCUUUCUCUUCUGGUUCUACUCUAUACAGUGUGCUCCAUGGUGUGCUGGAGGUUGGUGUUGGCAUAGCAGCUGGGGGGAUUCUGGGAAUGUUCGUUCGAUAUUUCCCAAGCCACGAUCAGGCGUCUCUGCCGUGGAAGAGGUCAUAUUUUUUACUUGGGCUGUCGAUGUUUGCUGUGUUUGGCAGCAUCUACUUUGGCUUCCCUGGAUCAGGAGCUGUUUUAGCCUUUGUUGCAGGCGUGGGAUGGUCUAACGAAAAGAGAGAAGUAGAAAAAAUCAUUGCAGUUGCAUGGGAUAUCUUUCAGCCUUUUCUUUUUGGUUUGAUUGGAGCAGAAGUAUCUGUUACAUCUCUUAGGCCUGAAACUGUUGGGCUCUGUGUUGCUACACUAGGGAUUGCCCUAGUUGUGCGAAUCAUAGCAACGUUCCUGAUGGUGUGUUUUGCCGGGUUUAAUUUCAAGGAGAAAGUAUUUAUCUCAUUGGCAUGGAUUCCUAAAGCCACUGUCCAGGCUGCAAUAGGUUCCCUUGCCCUGGACACAGCAAGAAGGCAUCAAGAUGAACAACUGGAAAAGUAUGGAAUGGAUGUACUGACAGUAGCUUUCUUGGCUAUCUUGAUCACCGCUCCAAUUGGAGCCCUGGUUAUUGGUUUGGCAGGGCCCAGACUUUUGCAGAAGGCUCAGACAAAUAGUAAGGAUGAGGAAGGUGCUGAGGUUGGAGAAGAGGCAGAGCCCUGUGAACCUUCAUAAGAUGGACAUCUACAGGAAUAUGGUCCUUCAGCCCUUACACUACUUUUGAGUAAACACAGCAUGUCUGUAACCUUUCUGGAGGAAAACAAAAUGAGCAUCAGUUAUGUCUGCUAUUUUAAAAGUAGCCCUGCUGGAGUUUUAUAAAAUACUUUUAUGUGUUGAUGGUAUCUUAAGAGAUGAAACAGCUAAACGUACAGUGAAUAGACUGGCCAGGCAGCCAGUCACUGGGAAGUCAGCAGUCAACAGUUACUUGCGAUGUGUGGGUGUGAGGCCAGGGACAGCAUCGGAAUUCUUCAGGCAUAGAGUGGAGUCAUGAGGUGGAAUAUAAUCAGAAGAAAAUGGAGACUAAUGUGAAUAACUUCUCGAUGGUUGAAACUGGGCCAUGAGAGGACAAGUUCAACAACUCAAAGGAUGCAGCAUCGGAGUGAGAGAUUGGUGACACACGGUGAACGAGUCCUGCCACAGGUUAGACUUCCUCAUUCAGGUUUCCAAACUUCCCUUUUUCUACUGCUGCUCUUCCUCACAACUCCUGUACUCCUUUGUGCCCUCAAGGGACUGUCAGCGCUAGUCCUGGCAGAAACAGCAAGUGGUACUUGGGUGCUUGAAGAAGGAGUUGGGUCCACCAUAGACUCUAGUAAUACAGGUGUUGCUGGUGAUGGUAGAAAAAAGGACUGAAUUUGAAAAUGGGCUGAGGGUUGUAGGGAGGCUAUAAGGACUGGGAGAGGGUUAUACGGGAUUGGGAUGGCUGCUUCAUAACCUGAGUACUUCAACCUUUGCACAACGUGAUGUCAAGGGAGGGAAAUCCAGCUGUUUGGCCACUGGGAGUGGCUACAUUCUGGUGCUGGGCACUGUAGGACAGAGCGGAGAGUUCUUCUCAGGUGGGGUUUGCUAACAGGGCAAGGCCAGGGUGGCAAUGAAUUGUCCCUUUCUUCCUCAGCUCCUUUGGGGGAACUCGGCAAUAACAAGAUCUCUUCUCAAAUCAAGAUUUGUUUGCUUUCUCCUUAGUUAAUGCUCAUCUGGCUGAAAAAUGUCAUGAUCAGGUCCUCUUCACAUCUGUGUUCAGAUAACUGCAGGAAAGAAAACCAAGUAUUUGCUAAAAAUGUAGCCAGUUACUGCUCAUUUUUCCAAGAGAUGACUGGCUGGAUUGCCUGUGGAGAGUGGAGGCCUCUCAGAUUUCCCAGGAUAUUUUUUACCUCUGACUAAUGCAGAAAACUUCAAGUGAACAGCCUUGAAAAUGCAGUGCUGAGAGGGAUGGUACAAAGCGAAAGGAGCCUGCUUUCAGGAAGGCUGCUGCGUGAAGGCAGGUGUCACAAGGAAGCAGUGUUCAGGACACAGCACCAGCACCCUCAGUAUGUAGCCACAGAUCCUGCGAGUCUUCCCAGAAGCAUAAGUUGUGCAUAAUG